Messenger RNA from Xyrauchen texanus (razorback sucker), 2841 nucleotides. RefSeq names its product matrin-3-like. NCBI's taxonomy places the organism in Eukaryota, Metazoa, Chordata, Actinopteri, Cypriniformes, Catostomidae. The transcript is spliced from 10 exons. The record is from RefSeq and is a predicted model, not a curated record. Bases 219 to 1985 code for a protein of 588 amino acids. Gene Ontology annotation, molecular function: nucleic acid binding; zinc ion binding.
CGUUGUCAUAGUAGCAGCAGCCAGAGACUCAUGUCUUGCAGUUCGAAACCUUAAUUACUAAAAACCGCGAAGAAAAGCAACAAUACCUGUUUCAUUCUGGAGGAAAAAACUUUUCUCUGCACUGAAGUGUCUUUGAGAUCCAGAAUUGUAUCGAAGAAGUGUCCUUCUGGGGACUUUUAAAAUUGCUUUGUUCUUCUCUUUUCCGUAAUUUCUAAACCAUGUCCCAGAAACAGACCAAUGUCGAUGCUCAAAAAGGCAUUGCUGUUGGCCGUGUCCUUUUGGUAGCUGCUGAGACUUUAAACUUUAGUGUGGAUGAGACACACUCUGAUCCCUACGGCUCCUCUUCCCAGUCCCAUAGCGGCAUGGUUGGUUUGAUUGGAGGGGAAGGAAAAGACCGGGACUCUCAGCUUUCCCACCAAGCGGGCAGCCACAUUAGCAAUACAAUGAAACUCUUCACAAGCCUAGGUCUGUCACCAACUGACAUGGACGCCCUGGCACAGUUUCCAGAGGAGAACAUCAAUGUGGAGACCUUGCCCCGACUUAUCAUGCAACUUAAGAGCCGCAAGAUGGAAUCAGGCCACCACAUGGCUGACAAUCUGUCAAGAGUUUCUUCAGAGACUUCCUACAGAGACAGCCGAGAGGAUUGGGGCGACAUACAGGGUGGAAGACUGGACCGUUCCAGCGGCCAGAGUCAAAGCCGUUCACAAGGUCACUAUGGUUGUAGUUCCAUGUGCGAUACGUCUGAUCGAGGGUAUGACAUGUUAGAUUAUGGCUGCAGAGAGGGACAAUAUUCUGAGCUUUCCCAGAACUCCUACCGCAGCCUUGGCAUGUCCACGUCAUCGGCAUCUGACGACAAGUUCAUGCAGAGAAGAAUGGGUGCCCCGUCCCAGGGAAAAGUGCAAGAUUUCUUGGGAGUCAUGCCUCCUAUGUUUCCUUAUGUGUGUGCCCUUUGUGAUUUUGAUGUUCACUCUGUCAUGGAAUGGACUCAGCACACAACUGGGAUUCGUCAUUCCGAAAACUGCAGACAACUCCUACAAUUGUUCCCAGACUGGGAUCCUCACUUGCCCUCGGCUCGCAUGGCAACUUCCCUUUCACUGGACACAAAGAGUCGUCAAGAUGGAUUGCUGGGAGUAGCUCCAAUGGGUGCUGGUCAACAAAGAUCAGGGAUGAGCUCCAACUGGGGGUCUGAUUCCAGUAUGGGAAUGACAAAUAAAAGUUCAUCAUAUGCAGCGGCUCCAAAGAUAAGAAGUAGAGUGGUUGUGGCAAAAUAUGACCGGAAACCACUUUCAUUAAGCAGCCUGUUUGCUUUGGCAAAACCCUUUGGCACCAUCCAUGAGCAUCUUGUGCUGAAUAACAAGGCUUUCCUGGAGCUGCAGACACAUGAGGAAGCUUUGGCCAUGGCUAAUUACUACCAGCGUAAGCCUGCCAUUUUAAAUGGGAAAGAGGUGCGCAUUUAUUUGUCAAAGGAACUGCUGGUAAUAAAGAAAUCUGGAAGACCGGACAGAGGCGCUAGACCUGUGAAGGGAGGAGACAGUCAGAACAAUCUAGCCACGAUGGACCCAGUGGAGGAAUCCACUCUCCGCUCCACCCUGUCUCAGCAGGAAGCUUUACUGGGACGUCAGCAGGAUCAGAUCUCCGCUUCUAACCGGGCUCUGGAGAUGAUGGCAUUGCAGCUUGCCCAGCUCACCUCUGUUAUUCAACAGCUCCGACAGCCUUCCAAAGCCGGUCCCAUCCAAGUGGAUCAACAUCUGGACCUAAGUCGCCACCGUUCUCCACCUACCCGAGUGGCUGACCACCAUACCCAGUCCACAGUUUCAGCCAGGUCAUCAGAAUCACAGUCCGACACAGAGCCCAUACUGGACGGGAGGGCCCGGGUGUCUCAUAAGGAAAAGCGGCGACGCCUCAUUCAAGGACUCUGUUUUUAUUGUGGCCAGUCUGGUCAUGUCAAAGCUUCCUGUCCAGUAAAAGACAUCGCUCAUCAGUAGGCAGGGGGUUACUGGCGAGCACAACACCCCUGGACAAAACCCCCGGAUUUAUGCAUGCUUUAUGCAUGAAGGCAUCUCGGGGGGGGGGGGGUCUGUUCUGUUUUUGUUAUUUAUCUCCCUCAUGUGUAUCAGGUGCUAUCGGCAUUUGUGAUCAGCGUUUCAGUCCCACUGCCCAUUUAAUGCCUUUGUUGUGACAUGUUCUUUCCUAGAUUUUUGUUUGGCGCUGAAUUAACUCCCCUCGCUCUCUCUGCUUAGUUGGUCCUGUCUCGUGUAUCUGUUUUGGUUGCCCGUCUCUGCCUGCAUGUCGGGAGUGUGGUUACCUUCUAGUUUGCUGUGUGCUUGUUCUCUGUACCCACGACUCUUCAACAGAGGAUUCCUCACGGAUCUGCUACUGACUACCACAAUGCAUAUACUCGCCUACAAACACACUCUUCAUGGAGGAUUCCUCAGGGAUCUGCUCACUGCCCUGCCACAGUGAACGCACAUCGACGAAAACACCUAUCACCUUCUUACUGCAGUCAGUGUCAGGUUCUCCAUGCUUCACCUGCCCAGUUGAUGUUAUAAUUUACUGGUAAUAAAUUAUUUUAACUGUUCCUCGGCACUUUGGUCUCUUAGUCUCCUUGUGACAGAGUGGACAUGCAGAUACGACUCCAAUGCAAUUGCUGUGAAAAGCCUGAAAUUUACUAGGUUAUCACAUUUAUGAAAACUUUUGCAUCUUAGAAAAUUUGCCACAGGUCUUCUAUAUAUUUAGGAUAAAUUAUAUUUUAGUCUCAAUUGCCUCUGUCUCCAUGUAAUUCCAGACUGAUUCUAUGUUCAGUGGGAGGCUCUGUGGGUGCCAUGCCAUCUGUUGCAGGGC